CAUUAGUAGACUAAGAACAACAGCCAAUUGUUAACCAUUGAUGAUUAUGACUAAAGAAGAUACAAAGGAGUUGUUUUACUUGACUGAAAUCAAGAAUGAUGAAGUUUACGUUGUUGAUUCGAUCAAAGCUGGAAUUGAAAGGUCAGAACAAGAAUUUGGAAUCUACAAUGGUAUUCUUAGGCCGAUAUUUGAACUUUUGAAAAUUAAACAUGAACACUUAAUCACCGAGACAUCUACUUCAAUAAAAGAGUUUGGAGAAUCUUUGAAAGGGUCAACCAAACAAAAGACGGUAAUUUUUAUUAGUGGGGAUACAUCCAUUAGUGAAUUUGUUAAUUCAUUAACUAAGGCAUCAUCCAGUAGCAUAUUGAAGCUUUUCGUAAUACCGGCUGGCACUGGGAACAGUUUGGCUCUAUCUAUCGGUAACAAUGGAGUGUUGGACUCUAUAGCAAAGUUAUUCACUCAUUCAAGUAAGGAUGUUCAUCCGUUAUACUUAUAUGAAGUGGAAUUCCCCUUGGGAUCCUAUUUUUUAUCACAAAGUGAAAAAACUCAGGAAAUCACCAAACCUUACAAGUUUUUGGUUGUUUUUUCUUGGUGCUUCCAUGCUUCUUUGGUUGCUGAUAGUGAUACUCCAGAGCUUCGUAAGAAUGGGAUUGAAAGAUUUAAGAUAGCGGCGUUUUCAAAUUUAGCUCAAGAACAAAGGUAUGAUGGAACCGUUCAAGUUGGAUCAAAGAAAUUUGAAGGUCCAUUUGCAUAUUUAGUUAUUACCCUGUCCCAAAGAUUUGAGCCAACAUUUGAAAUUCUGCCUAAGGGAAACAUUCUCGAAGAUAGCUUAUAUCUAGUUAGUUUUAAAACCGAAGAGACCGAAACGGCUGAACAAGAUCCUUUAGUAAAAGGCAAAUAUAUUAUGGAUAUAAUGGGAGAGGUUUACAACAAAGGAAAGCAUAUUGAAAAUGAUAAAGUUAUAUAUGAGAAAAUUGAAGAGGGUCAGAAUAUUGAAAUUCUUAUCAAAAAUGCCAAAGUGGAAAGAAAAAGAAGAUUUUGUUUAGAUGGGUCUAUAAUUCUAUUACCUGAAGAAGAAGAAAAUAAGAUCGUGGUGAGACCCACUGGUGAUACUCAUAAUAAUUUUAAAUUACGAAUUAUCAGCUAA
Messenger RNA from Hyphopichia burtonii NRRL Y-1933, 1147 nucleotides. RefSeq lists its product as uncharacterized. Gene Ontology annotation, biological process: sphingosine biosynthetic process. Lineage: Eukaryota; Fungi; Ascomycota; Pichiomycetes; Serinales; Debaryomycetaceae. Bases 41 to 1147 code for a protein of 368 amino acids. The transcript has 2 exons. Gene Ontology annotation, cellular component: intracellular membrane-bounded organelle; cytoplasm; membrane. The record is from RefSeq and is a predicted model, not a curated record.